UCACACUAAUAAUAAUAAUCCUCUGCCAAAACAAAACAAAAAAAAAAAUCAAAAUAAUAAUAACAUUUCACCCGAAAGUAACCCAUGUCACUUCGUCUAGUGGAUGCUGUAGAUCCUAGAAGGAGUCUAGAGGGGGGUGAAUAGGCUCACAACCAAUUUUUUUCGUUCAAAAACUUUCUCAGGAAUUGCAACUGGGUGAUCAAUCCUGAGUGCUGAUAUUGAACAGAAUGUAUUGAACAAUCAACCAAACCAACUAAAGCAAUAAAGAACACAUGUUUUGUUAACGCAGUAAACACCCUAUCGAGGGAGAAACAUCUGUGUGGCCUUUAACUCUUGAAAGACCAAAACCAAAUCACUAAUGAAAAACAGAUUACAAGUUUACAACCCAGGGAUUACACUGACGCGGCAAUCCUUCUAGACUAACUCACUAGACUGUUGUAAUCACUCCUUGCUAAUUGUUUACACAAGUGAACAAUUCAGAAAUCUCAACUAUGAAACAAGCUAUGAACGCAACAAGUUCUUCUGGAGAUUUCACGUUUGAAGUUUGCAAUACCCAAAUGACCUCAUGGGAUGCAAGAUAUGAUAUGUAUGAAUGAUUGAGUGGUUUGUUGUUUUUCAAAUUGUUUUCAACAUGGAACAAGACACUUUGAAAAACAGAAAACCAAAGAGAUAGAACUUUAAACAACAAAGGGAUUGAAAACCCAAAUAUUUUCAAUACCGAGAAUGAACAGAGUAACCAAGUAUAUAUAGGAGGAAGAGGAAAAUCAGUUCACUUAACAACCCUCUAAGCUAAGUUGGAGUAGGUAAAGCCAUGCCCUCAAUUUCAGAUUGCUCCUGAAAACCCAUUCCCCAAAAUUCAAUUUGGAAAACCAAAUUUAGAAGCCAACUCCUAAAUUCCUUAAUCAAAGCUGACACAAGAAGGGAACCCAUGAAAAACCAUUGACUUUGUGAAAGAGAUGCCAUGUAUGAGCUUACCUGAGCCAUGAUGAAGAGGGGUCUUCUUUUGAUCUUCAAGUUUGAAGCUUGAUCUUGGACAAGACAACAAGAUGAGAUGGGAUGGGGAAGCACGACAGCAAUGCAGCAAACUGUGAUGAGGUUAUCAAGUUGUAAUUGAACUAAUCUUCAAACUUGGCCUUGGCUUUCGACAGCAACACAACCACACAAAAGAGAAGAAGAAGCAAGUUGCAAUUAAACUAUCAUGCCAAGAUGGGGAAGCUGACAGCAAAGCAGCAAAUUGAUCUUUGAGACUUCAAAUGGAUCUUUGACAGCAAGACAACCACACUUGGUAUAAUUAAACAAUUGUGGACUGCCCAAAACUUGAGCUUCUUAAUGAGAGUAGAGUUUUGUUAAAAGAGGGAAUGCCAAACAUAAACUUAUACUAACAGAUGCGCACUAAUUAUACCACAUGUUCUUUAGGUAUUGCUUAUUAGUUCACACUAAUCACCAGUUCACCACCGAAGUCCCCUAAAGCAUUUUCACAGGAAAAAAAAAAAGGCACACCUGAAGCAUAAUAUAUAUUUAGUGCUGGCCCAAUAUUCCAUUCAUGCUAAUCUUCCCUCUCUUUCUGUUUCAUACAACAAAAGCCAUCUCGCAUAAUAUUGUCUAUCACGCCUCAUUCUUAUUUUGACCCAUACCCCUCUCUGUUCCAUUUACCCCAACGGAGCAUUUAUCUUUCUUUACAUAGAGGUCAUUCUUCCUUGAUACCUUUAAAACGGUAUAUAAAACCCUACUGUUCCCGGAUAUCUCUCUCCCCCAGUAUAUGCACGUUUCGGUUGUCAUAGGGACCAAGACAGACCGAGACGGAGGUGGAGGAAGAGGCAGAGCAAAGAAAGAUUUGAAAAGCGCCGGUUAUCAUGACUCCCACACACAGGAAAACCAGUACUCCCACACACAUGAAAACGAGCACUCAUCCACCAAAACGACGAGUCACUUCCAAAUACAUAACGUUGCUCUCUUCCUUCCUCUUCCUCCCUGUCCUCUAUCUCUUCCUUCACGUCAAGCACAACCUCCACCUCACCGCCAUCGUCGACCACUCACUGCCGCACCACGUCCAAGUCCCCGACAUCCGAAUCCGCUCCAGUUACACCUCCUACAAGACCUACCUCCAGCACCAGCUCAACAAGACCCUCAACCCUAAACUCCGCAAAGUCUGGACCACCCGCGACUGGGACCGCAAAAUCCAGGUCUUCUCCGAGAUUUUCACUCGGUUGAAGCAGGAAAAGCUCCUGUCAAAUAACUCUCGGGCGUUGUGUAUUGGCGCCCGAGUAGGGCAGGAGGUCCAGGCUCUGAAACGAAUCGGGGUGAAUGACUCGAUCGGGAUGGACCUCGUGCCCUACCCUCCCCUGGUUGUGGAGGGGGACUUUCACAGCCAGCCUUUUCAGAACGAGACGUUCGACUUCGAAUUCUCUAACGUGUUCGACCACGCGCUGUACCCUAGGAAGUUCGUGGCGGAGAUCGAACGGACGUUGAGGCCGAGCGGGGUGUGUGUGUUACACGUGGCGAUAUCGAAGCGGGGGGAUAAGUACUCGGCCAACGACCUGUUCAGUGUGCGGCCAUUGGUGGAGAUGUUUCAGAGGUCCGAGUUGGUUUAUGUCAGGAAGGUUGACGGGUUUGGGUUGGACACCGAGGUCGUCUUUCGGAAACGGGAAGUCAAACUCAUCCAACAACGGUGACAUGUCGAUUCUUGUUUUUGUUUAUUCAAAAUCUGAAUUUAGGAGAGUUUUGGUCGAAGAUGUUAUCCGUGUGACGAAUAUACCUGUAGACUCUUGUUUUUGACGAAUAUUUGUUUAUUCAAAAUCUGAA
Messenger RNA from Rosa rugosa (rugosa rose), 2802 nucleotides. RefSeq lists its product as uncharacterized. The transcript has a single exon. The coding region runs from base 1854 to 2672 and encodes 272 amino acids. Lineage: Eukaryota; Viridiplantae; Streptophyta; Magnoliopsida; Rosales; Rosaceae. Gene Ontology annotation, molecular function: S-adenosylmethionine-dependent methyltransferase activity. The record is from RefSeq and is a predicted model, not a curated record.